Molecule: messenger RNA, 13363 nt
Organism: Echinops telfairi (small Madagascar hedgehog)
Lineage: Eukaryota; Metazoa; Chordata; Mammalia; Afrosoricida; Tenrecidae
Gene: DNAH2
Product: dynein axonemal heavy chain 2
Exons: 85
Coding region: 1-13164 (4387 amino acids)
Biological process (GO): microtubule-based movement
Cellular component (GO): dynein complex
Molecular function (GO): dynein light intermediate chain binding; dynein intermediate chain binding; minus-end-directed microtubule motor activity
Source: RefSeq, a predicted model, not a curated record
AUGUCCAGCAAACCUGAGAAGAAGCGGAAAUUGGGCGCCCGGCAAGGCACCCGGGGAGGCAAGGCUGGGCGAGCUGCUCAGGCUGCUCAGGCCAAGGUGGUGCCACCGACUCCUGUGGAGAGCAUCCUCCCGCCCACGGAGCAGGAGCCGGAACCAGAGCCUGUCAAGGAGCAGCCCGAAUUAUUACCCAAGAAAGUUGAAGAACCAAAACAAGAAGAGGCUAUUGAAGGGGAUGUGAAGCCCCUUUUCAUCUCUCGAGCUGCACUGACAGGACUGGCGGAUGCCACAUGGACAGAAGAGCAUGAUGCCAUUCUGGAGCGCUUUGCCCAGGACCCUUCUGAACCCAUGCUCACCAUCUAUAUCGACCCUUACUUGGGGCUGAAGUUAGAUAUGGGCAUGCCUGUACAGACCCAGAACCAGAUUGCCUACUUCAUUCGCCAUGCCCCAGUCCCCAUCACGCAGGAGAACUUCCAGACCACUGUACAGUUUGGGACGGUGCGAGGGGCCUACAUCCCUGCCCUACUUCGCCUGCUCAGUGGCGUCUUUGCGCCUCAGAUCUUUUCAAAUACCGCUUGGCCUGAGAGCAUUCGAAACCACUUUGCUGCCCAUCUGGACCGGUUCUUGGCAUGUCUGACAGAUACGCGGUACAAACUGGAAGGCCACACGGUUCUCUACAUCCCCUCGGAAGCCGUGAAUAUGAAACCGGAGGUGGUGGUGAAGGACAAGGAGCUGGUGCAGCGGCUAGAGACCUCCAUGAUCCACUGGACCCGGCAGAUAAAGGAGGUGCUCAGUGCCCAGGAGACGGUGGAGACGGGAGAAAGCUUGGGUCCUCUGGAGGAGAUUGAGUUCUGGCGCAACCGAUGUAUGGACCUGUCUGGCAUCAGUAAGCAGCUGGUGAAGCAAGGAGUGAAACACAUUGAGAACAUUCUGCACCUUGCCAAGUCGUCCUACUUGACACCUUUCAUGAAGUUGGCUCAGCAAAUCCAGGAUGGCUCUCGUCAAGCACAGUCCAAUCUGACCUUUUUGUCAAUCCUGAAGGAACCUUACCAGGAAUUGGCUUUCAUGCGGCCUAAGGACAUCUCCAGUAAGCUCCCUAAAUUGAUCAGUCUCAUCCGCAUCAUCUGGGUCAACUCUCCCCAUUACAACACUCGGGAGAGACUGACCUCCCUCUUCCGCAAGGUAUGUGAAUGUCAGUACCACUUUGCCCGAUGGGAGGAUGGCAAGCAAGGCCCCCUCCCUUGCUUCUUCGGUGCCCAGGGGCCACAGAUAACACGGAACUUGCUGGAGAUCGAGGACAUCUUUCACAGAAAUCUGCACAUGCUUCGAGCAGUUCGAGGGGGCAUCCUGGAUGUCAAGAACACGUCUUGGCACGAAGAUUACAACAAAUUCCGCUCUGGGAUCAAGGACCUGGAGGUGAUGACCCAGAAUUUGAUCACCUCAGCCUUCGAGCUCGUGCGAGAUGUGGAGCACGGACUGCUGCUGUUGGACACUUUCCACAGGCUGGCAGCCCGGGAGGCUAUAAAUCGAACAUAUGACAAGAAGGCGGUGGACCUCUACAUGCUGUUCAACAGUGAACUGGCUCUUGUGAACCGCGAGGUAAACAAGAAAUGGCCCUUCCUGGAGUCCUAUAUGGCCCAGUAUUCGGGGCAAGCAUACUGGCUACGGAUCCUUCGCCGUCGCCUCGAUAGAGUCAUGAAUUGUCUCUCUAGUGCUCACUUCCUGCCCCAUAUUGGCACCGGAGAGGAGAGUGUACACACCUAUCAGCAGCUGGUUCAGGCCAUUGAUGAACUGGUUCGAAAAACCUUCCAAGACUGGACAUCGACGCUGGACAAGGACAGCAUUCACCGACUGGACACUCCACUGUUACGCAUCAGCCAGGAGAAGCCCGGCAUGCUGGAUGUCAACUUUGACAAAUCCCUGCUGAUUCUCUUUGUGGAGAUCGACUACUGGGAGCGGCUGCUAUUUGAGAUACCCCAUUAUGUGGUGAACGUGGCUGAACGGGCCGAGGACCUGCGCAUCCUACGUGAAAACCUGCUCCUGGUUGCUCGAGACUACAAUAGGNNUAUUGCCAUGCUGUCCCCAGAUGAGCAGGCCCUCUUCAAAGAGCGCAUCCGGUUCUUGGAUAAAAAGAUCCACCCUGGGCUUAAGAAGCUGCACUGGGCCUUGAAGGGGGCCAGUGCCUUCUUCAUCACAGAGUGCCGCAUCCAUGCCAGCAAGGUGCAGACGAUCGUGAAUGAGUUCAAGGCGUCCACUCUGACCAUUGGCUGGCGCGCUCAAGCAAUGUCAGAGACCCUGCUGGUACGAAUUAGCGGCAAGCGGGUCUACCAGGACCUGGAAUUUGAGGAGGAUCAAAUGGAGCAUCGAGCAACUGUGCAGCAGAAAUUGAUGAGUCUGUACCAGGAUGUGAUUGGCAUCAUGACCAACUCUUAUGAGGUCUUCAAGAAUGAUGGUCCUGAGAUUCAGCAGCAGUGGAUGCUGUACACCGUCCGGUUGGAUCACAUGAUAGAGGAUGCCCUGCGCCUGAACGUGAAGUGGUCACUGUUGGAGCUGUCCAAGGCCAUCAACGGAGAUGGGAAAACAACCCCAAAUCCGCUCUUCCGAGUCCUCGUCAUUUUACAGAACGACCUGCGGGGAGGGGUGGCCCAGGUGGAAUUCUCACCCACUCUGAAGACUUUGGCGGGUAUAGUCAAUGAUAUUGGCAGCCAUCUAAUCUCCACCAUCUCUGUCUUCCGGCACCUCCCUGAAAUUCUCAUCAAGCGCAAAUAUAAUCGUGAUCCCAUCCAUAUGCUUGUGGAGCGAGAUGAGGACAUCCGGAAAAUCCAGGCUCAGAUCAGCGGUGGUAUGACUGCCAAUGCAGGCCUGCUGCAGAAUUACCUCAAGACCUGGGAUAUGUACCGGGAGAUCUGGGAGAUCAACAAGGACUCUUUCAUUCGUCGCUACCAGCGCCUCAAUCCUCCCGUCUCUUCUUUUGAUGCCGACAUUGCCCGCUACACGGAGGUUGCCAAUAAUGUGCAGAAGGAGGAGACUGUCCUCAACAUCCAGUUUGUGCUGCUGGACUGCACGCACCUCAAAUUCUCACUGGUGCAACACUGCAACGAGUGGCAGAACAAGUUCACGACGCUGCUCAGGGAGAUGGCGGCUGGGCGCCUGCUGGAGCUGCACACCUAUCUGAAGGAGAACGCAGAGAAUAUCAGCCAUCCACCCCAGACGCUGGAGGAACUGGGGAUCAGUUUGCAGCUCAUGGACACUCUGCAACAUGACCUGCCCAAUCUGGAGGCCCAGAUCCCCCCCAUUCACGAACAAUUCACCAUCCUGGAAAAGUAUGAGGUCCCAGUUCAAGAAAGCCCCUUCACGAAUUGGAAGAAGCUCCAAAGGUAUGGGUUCUGGGAAGGUCCCUUUACUAGCCAAGUUGGGCACAUGUCUGCCCUCGAACAGAUCACACAAGUGCGGGCCAUGCUGACGACCAUGCGGGAUGAAGAAAGCUCCCUCCGAAACAACUUGGGCAUCUUCAAGAUUGAGCAGCCGACCUCCAAGGACCUCCAGAAUUUGGAGAAGGAGCUCGAUGCUCUCCAGCAAGUCUGGGAGAUCACACGGGACUGGGAGGAGAACUGGAACCAGUGGAAGAUGGGCCGGUUCCUGACCCUGCAGACAGAGGCCAUGGAGACCAUGGCCCAUGGGCUAUUCCGCCGGCUCACAAGACUCGCUAAAGAGUACAAGGACCGGAACUGGGAAAUUAUUGAGACCACGAGAUCGAAGAUCGAGCAGUUUAAGAGGACGAUGCCCCUCAUAGCAGACCUACGGAAUCCCGCCCUCCGAGACAGGCACUGGGAUCAGGUCAGGGAUGAGAUCCAGCGGGAGUUUGAUCAGGAAUCUGAAAGCUUCACCUUAGAGAAGAUCGUGGAGCUUGGGAUGGAUCAGCAUGUGGAGAAGAUUGGAGAGAUCUCUGCUGCAGCAACCAAAGAGUUGGCUAUAGAACUGGCAUUAGAGAACAUUGCCAAGACCUGGAAUGCUAUCCAACUAGACAUUGUGCCCUACAAGGACAAGGGCCAUCACCGACUCAGAGGUACUGAGGAAUUGUUCCAGGCACUGGAGGAUAAUCAAGUGUCUCUGUCCACCAUGAAGGCGUCUCGUUUUGUCAAGGCCUUUGAGAAGGAUGUGGAUCACUGGGAACGCUGCCUCUCCCUUAUUUUGGAAGUCAUUGAGAUGGUGCUUACAGUGCAGCGUCAGUGGAUGUACCUGGAGAAUAUCUUCAUGGGAGAGGACAUCCGCAAGCAGCUGCCAAAUGAAUCAGCCUUGUUUGAUGAGGUCAAUGCCACCUGGAAGUCGAUUAUGGACCGGAUGAGCAAGGACAACAAUGCUCUCCGGAGUACCCACCAUCCAGGCCUCCUGGAAAGAUUGAUAGAAAUGAACACAAUCUUGGAAGAUAUGCAGAAGUCUCUGGACAUGUUUUUGGAGACCAAGCGCCAUAUUUUCCCUCGCUUUUAUUUCUUGUCCAAUGACGACCUCUUGGAGAUCUUGGGCCAGUCUCGUAACCCAGAAGCGGUGCAGCCGCACCUCAAGAAGUGUUUUGACAACAUCAAAUUGCUCAGGAUUCAGAAGGUUGGGGGGCCCAGCAGCAAAUGGGAAGCUGUAGGAAUGUUCUCUGGUGAUGGCGAGUAUAUUGAUUUCCUCCACUCAGUAAUUUUGGAAGGGCCUGUGGAGGCCUGGCUUGGUGAAGUGGAAAAGAGCAUGCGUGUGACCCUGCGAGACCUUCUCCGGAACUGCCGUCUGGCCCUGAAGAAGUUCCUCAACAAGAGAGACAAAUGGGUGAAGGACUGGGCUGGACAGGUGUUGAUCACAGCCAGUCAGAUUCAGUGGACAGCUGAUGUCACCAAAUGCCUGCAGACAGCUAAGGAGCGGGGAGACAAGAAAAUUCUCAAGGUCAUGAAGAAGAAGCAGGUGUCGAUACUAAAUAAAUAUUCAGAAGCUAUCAGGGGAAACUUGGCCAAGAUUAUGCGGCUUAAAGUUGUGGCUCUGGUGACCAUAGAGAUCCAUGCCCGGGAUGUGUUGGAGAAGCUUUAUAAGAGUGGUCUCAUGGACGUCAGCUCCUUUGACUGGCUCAGCCAACUUCGGUUCUACUGGGAGAAGGAGCUCGAUGACUGUGUGAUCCGCCAGACCAACACACAAUUCCAGUACGGCUAUGAGUACUUGGGUAACUCCGGCCGGCUUGUCAUCACCCCUCUGACGGACAGAUGCUACAUGACGCUGACCACGGCAUUACACCUGCACCGAGGGGGCUCCCCCAAGGGCCCCGCAGGCACGGGGAAGACGGAGACCGUGAAGGACCUGGGCAAGGCUCUCGCCUUGUAUGUCAUUGUGGUGAACUGUUCAGAGGGCCUGGACUACAAGUCAAUGGGCCGAAUGUACUCGGGCCUGGCCCAGACUGGAGCCUGGGGCUGCUUCGACGAGUUUAACCGCAUCAAUAUUGAGGUCCUGUCAGUGGUGGCCCAGCAGAUCCUGUCUAUCCUCUCAGCCUUGGCUGCCGGUCUAACUCGUUUCCAUUUUGAGGGUUUUGAGAUCAGUCUGGUGUGGUCCUGUGGGAUCUUCAUUACCAUGAAUCCUGGCUAUGCUGGUCGCACAGAGCUUCCUGAAAAUCUUAAAUCCAUGUUCCGUCCAAUUGCCAUGGUGGUGCCUGAUUCUACACUUAUUGCUGAAAUCAUUCUCUUUGGGGAGGGCUUUGGCAACUGUAAGAUCCUGGCCAAGAAGGUGUACACGCUUUACUCACUGGCCAUGCAGCAGCUCUCCAGACAGGACCAUUAUGACUUUGGGCUUCGUGCCCUCACCUCCCUUCUGCGCUAUGCUGGCAAGAAGCGCCGCCUGCAGCCCGAUUUGACUGAUGAGGAGGUUUUGCUGCUUUCAAUGAGAGAUAUGAAUAUUGCCAAGCUGACUUCAGUUGACGUCCCACUGUUCAAUGCCAUUGUGCAAGAUCUCUUCCCCGGCAUUGAACUGCCGGUCAUUGACUAUGGAAAGCUUCUGGAAACCAUCGAGCAGGAGGUCCGAGGGUUAGGCCUGCAGCCCACAACAUUCACCCUCACCAAAGCGAUUCAGCUCUAUGAAACCAAGAACUCCCGGCACUCCACGAUGAUUGUGGGCUGCACCGGCAGCGGCAAGACGGCCUCGUGGCGGAUUCUGCAGUUGACCCUGUCCUCCCUAAGCCGUGCUGGAGACCCCAACUUCAACAUUGUUAGGGAGUUCCCAUUGAACCCCAAGGCCUUGUCCCUGGGCGAGCUGUAUGGGGAGUACGAUCUCAACACGAAUGAGUGGACAGACGGCGUCCUGUCCAGUGUCAUGCGGAUAGCAUGUGCAGAUGAGAAACCUGAUGAGAAGUGGAUCCUUUUUGAUGGCCCUGUGGACACCCUGUGGAUUGAGAGCAUGAACUCGGUUAUGGACGAUAACAAAGUGUUGACCCUCAUCAACGGAGAGCGGAUUUCCAUGCCUGAGCAGGUGUCACUCCUGUUUGAAGUGGAGAACUUGUCAGUGGCCUCUCCGGCCACCGUAUCACGCUGUGGGAUGGUCUAUACCGACUAUAUCGACCUGGGCUGGAAGCCCUAUGUUCAGUCGUGGCUGGAGAAGAGGCCUAAGGGAGAAGUGGAGCCCCUUCAACGCAUGUUUGAGAAGUUCAUCAACAAGAUGCUGACCUUUAAGAGAGAGAACUGCAACGAGCUGGUGCAGCUGCCUGAAUACAGUGGCAUCAUCUCCCUCUGCAAGCUGUACUCGGCCCUGGCCACUCCGGAGAAUGGAUUGAACCCAAGUGAUGGAGAAAACUAUGUCAGCAUGGUGGAGAUGACAUUUGUGUUCAGCAUGAUCUGGUCUGUGUGUGCCUCUGUGGAUGAGGAAGGCCGCAAGAAGAUUGACAGUUACCUCCGAGAAAUUGAGGGCUCCUUUCCCAAUAAGGAUACCGUGUACGAGUAUUUUGUGGACCCCAAGAUACGGAGUUGGACAUCUUUUGAGGAAAAACUUCCCAAGAGUUGGCGCUACCCUCCAAAUGCCCCCUUCUAUAAGAUCAUGGUGCCCACCGUUGACACUGUCCGCUACAACUACCUGGUGAGCGCCUUGGUGUCCAGCCAGAAUCCUAUCCUGCUGGUGGGUCCCGUGGGGACUGGAAAGACGUCCAUUGCCCAGAGCGUUCUGCAGUCUUUGCCCUCCAGCCAGUGGUCAGUGCUCACUGUCAACAUGUCUGCUCAGACUACGUCCAACAACGUGCAGAGCAUCAUCGAGAGUAGGGUGGAAAAGCGAACCAAGGGUGUCUACGUGCCCGUUGGGGGCAAAAGCAUGAUCACCUUCAUGGAUGACCUGAAUAUGCCAGCUAAGGACUUGUUUGGGUCCCAGCCACCUCUGGAACUGAUUCGCCUCUGGAUUGAUUAUGGCUUCUGGUAUGAUCGUUCGAAGCAGAUCAUCAAGUACAUUCGAGACAUGUUCCUGAUGGCCGCCAUGGGCCCUCCAGGUGGUGGGCGGACUGUUAUCUCGCCAAGGCUGCAGAGUCGCUUCAACAUCAUCAACAUGACCUUUCCUACGGAGUCCCAGAUUAUCCGAAUAUUUGGCACCAUGAUCAAUCAGAAGCUUCAGGAUUUUGAGGAAGAAGUGAAGCCCAUUGGGAAUGUGGUGACUGGAGCUACCCUGGACAUGUACAAUACUGUGGUACAGCGCUUCCUGCCCACGCCCGCCAAGAUCCAUUAUCUCUUCAAUCUCCGAGACAUCUCCAAGGUAUUCCAGGGCAUGCUGAGAGCCAACAAGGACUUCCAUGAUACCAAGGCCAGCAUUACGCGCCUGUGGAUUCAUGAAUGUUUCCGAGUCUUCUCCGACCGGCUGGUUGAUGCGACGGACAUGGAAGCUUUCCUGGGCAUCAUGAGUGACAAACUUGGCUCCUUUUUCGACCUCACAUUUCAUAAUCUGUGUCCCAACAAACGUCCUCCCAUCUUCGGGGACUUCCUGAAAGAGCCCAAGGUGUAUGAGGACCUGAGUGACCUGACAGCACUGAAGACCGCCAUGGAGACAGCUCUUAAUGAGUAUAACCUGUCGCCCGCUGUCGUGCCAAUGCAGCUGGUGCUCUUUCGAGAAGCCAUUGAGCACAUCACUCGGAUAGUGCGGGUGAUUGGACAGCCUCGAGGCAACAUGCUCUUGGUGGGCAUCGGGGGCAGCGGGCGCCAGAGUCUAGCCCGCCUGGCUUCGUCUAUCUGCGAGUACAUCACCUUCCAGAUCGAGGUCACCAAACAUUAUCGGAAGCAGGAGUUCAGAGAAGAUAUCAAGCGUCUGUAUCGCCAGGCUGGGGUAGAGCUCAAGGCCACGUCCUUCCUCUUUGUGGAUACCCAAAUUGCUGAUGAGUCAUUCCUAGAGGACAUCAACAACAUUCUCAGCUCAGGAGAGGUCCCCAAUCUCUACAAGAGCGAUGAAUUUGAGGAGAUCCAGACACAGAUCAUAGAGCAGGCCAAGGCAGAACAGGUCCCCGAGACACCCGACAGCCUCUUCACCUACCUCAUCGAACGUGUGAGGAACAACCUGCACAUCGUGCUCUGCCUCAGUCCUGUGGGGGACCCCUUCAGAAACUGGAUCCGCCAGUACCCAGCCCUGGUGAACUGCACGACCAUCAACUGGUUCUCCGAGUGGCCCCGUGAGGCCCUGCUGGAGGUGGCGGAGAAGUACCUCAUGGGAGAAGACCUGGGAACCCAGGAGAAUAUCCACAAGAAGGUAGCCCAGAUCUUUGUCACCAUGCACUGGUCAGUGGCCCAGUACUCCCAGAAGAUGUUGUUGGAGCUAAGAAGAUUCAACUACGUCACACCCACCAACUACCUGGAGCUCGUGUCUGGAUAUAAGAAGUUGCUGAGAGAGAAGCGGCAGGAGCUACUGGACCAAGCCAAUAAGCUGCGGACGGGGCUGUUCAAGAUCGACGAGACCAGGGAGAAGGUGGAGGUGAUGUCCCUGGAGCUGGAGGACGCCAAGAAGAAGGUGGCUGAGUUCCAGAAGCAGUGUGAGGAGUACCUGGUCAUCAUCGUGCAGCAGAAGCGCGAGGCGGAUGAGCAGCAGAAGGCAGUGACAGCCAACAGUGAGAAGAUCGCAGUCGAGGAGAUCAAGUGUCAGGCCCUGGCUGACAAUGCCCAGAAGGAUCUAGAAGAGGCCCUGCCAGCCCUGGAAGAGGCCAUGAGGGCUCUGGAGUCUCUGAACAAGAAGGAUAUAGGAGAGAUCAAGUCCUAUGGACGCCCACCCGCUCAAGUGGAGAUGGUGCUGCAGGCAGUCAUGAUUCUCCGAGGCAAUGAUCCCACUUGGCCAGAGGCCAAGAGGCAGCUAGGGGAACAGAACUUCAUUAAGUCCCUGAUCAACUUUGAUAAAGACAACAUCUCAGACAAGGUGCUGAAGAAGAUUGGGGCCUAUUGUGCCCAGCCCGACUUCCAACCUGAUAUCAUUGGCCGGGUCUCGCUGGCUGCCAAGUCUCUCUGCAUGUGGGUGAGGGCCAUGGAGCUCUACGGGCGCCUUUAUCGGGUGGUGGAACCCAAGCGAGCCCGGCUGAACGCCGCCUUGUCCCAGCUUCAGGAGAAGCAGGCAGCACUCGCCGAAGCCCAAGAGAAGCUUCGAGAAGUAGCUGAGAAACUGGAGAUGUUGAAGAAACAGUAUGAUGAGAAGCUGGCACAGAAAGAGGAGCUUCGCAAGAAGUCCGAAGAGAUGGAGCUGAAACUGGAGCGGGCCGGGAUGUUGGUGUCCGGGUUAGCCGGGGAGAAGGCCCGAUGGGAAGAGACAGUCAAGGGCCUGGAGGAAGACCUGGGCUACCUGGUAGGUGACUGUCUCCUGGCUGCUGCCUUCUUGUCCUACCUGGGGCCCUUCCUGACGAACUACCGGGACGAGAUCGUCAGGCAUAUCUGGAUCAAGAAGAUCUGGGAGCUGCAGAUUUCUUGCUCACCUCGCUUCACCUUCGAUAGCUUCCUGUCCAACCCGACCAAAGUUCGAGACUGGAACAUCCAGGGGUUGCCCUCAGAUGCCUUCUCCACAGAGAAUGGCAUUAUAGUCACCCGUGGCAACAGGUGGGCACUGAUGAUUGACCCUCAGGCCCAGGCCCUGAAGUGGAUUAAGAACAUGGAAGGAAACCAGGGCCUCAAGAUCAUUGACCUGCAGAUGAGUGAUUACCUUCAAAUCCUCGAAAAGGCCAUCCAGUUUGGAAACCCAGUACUACUACAGAACGUGCAGGAAUACCUGGACCCCACCCUCAAUCCCGUGCUCAACAAAUCUGUAUCUAGAAUUGGGGGCCGGCUGCUGAUGCGGCUUGGAGAUAAGGAGGUGGAGUACAAUCCCAGUUUCCGUUUCUACAUCACCACGAAGCUCUCCAACCCCCACUAUAGCCCAGAGACCUCCGCCAAGACCACCAUUGUCAACUUUGCUGUUAAAGAACAGGGUCUGGAGGCACAGCUAUUGGGCAUCGUGGUCCGGAAGGAGAGACCCGAGCUGGAGGAGCAGAAGGACACACUCGUCAUCAACAUCGCCGCGGGCAAGAGGAAGCUCAAGGAGCUGGAGGAUGAGAUCCUUCGGCUGCUGAACGAGGCCACAGGCUCCCUGCUGGACGACGUCCAACUGGUGAACACCCUGCAGACGUCCAAGGUCACUGCCACGGAGGUGACGGAGCAGCUGGAGACCAGCGAGACCACGGAGAUCAACAUCGACUUGGCCCGUGAGGCUUACCGCCCGUGUGCCCAGCGGGCGUCUGUGCUGUUCUUCGUGCUCAAUGACAUGGGCCGCAUUGAUCCCAUGUACCAGUUCUCGCUGGAUGCCUACAUCAGCCUCUUCGUCCUCAGCAUCGACAAGAGCCAUCGCAGCAAUAAGCUGGACGACCGCAUUGACUACUUGAAUGAGUACCACACCUACGCUGUCUACAGGUAUACCUGCCGGACCCUUUUUGAGCGCCACAAGCUAUUAUUCAGUUUUCAGAUGUGUGCCAAAAUACUAGAGACGUCUGGCAAGCUGAACAUGGAUGAAUACAACUUCUUUCUACGGGGGGGUGUGGUCCUGGAUAGGGAGGGACAAAUGGACAACCCAUGUACCAGCUGGCUAGCCGAUGCUUACUGGGACAACAUCACCGAGCUCGACAAGCUGACCAACUUUCACGGACUCAUGAACUCCUUUGAGCAAUACCCUCGUGACUGGCACUUGUGGUACACCAAUGCUACCCCUGAGAAGGCUAUGCUGCCAGGUGAGUGGGAGAACGCCUGCAAUGAGAUGCAGCGCAUGCUCAUCGUGCGCUCGCUGCGCCAGGACCGGGUCUCCUUCUGCGUGACCUCCUUCAUUGUCUCCAACCUUGGCUCUCGCUUCAUUGAGCCGCCCGUGCUGAACAUGAAGUCGGUGAUGGAGGAUUCAACGCCACGAACUCCCCUGGUAUUCAUCCUGUCCCCGGGGGUGGACCCCACCAGCGCCCUGCUCCAGUUGGCCGAGCACACAGGCAUGGCUCAGCGCUUCCAUGCCCUGUCCCUGGGCCAGGGCCAGGCCCCCAUCGCUGCCCGGCUCCUCCGAGAGGGUGUGACCCAGGGGCACUGGGUGUUCCUGGCUAACUGCCACCUAUCACUGUCUUGGAUGCCCAAUCUGGAUAAACUGGUGGAACAGCUGCAGGUGGAGGAUCCUCACCCUUCCUUUCGCCUCUGGCUCAGCUCCAGCCCCCACCCAGACUUCCCUAUCUCCAUCUUGCAGGCCAGCAUCAAGAUGACCACAGAGCCACCAAAGGGGCUAAAGGCCAACAUGACACGUCUUUACCAGUUGAUGACAGAGCCACAGUUUUCCCGCUGCUCCAAGCCAGCCAAGUACAAGAAGCUGCUGUUCGCACUCUGCUUCUUCCACUCGGUGUUACUGGAACGCAAAAAGUUCCUGCAGCUCGGCUGGAACAUCAUCUACGGCUUCAACGACUCUGACUUUGAGGUGUCGGAGAACUUGCUGAGCCUCUACCUGGAUGAGUACGAGGAGACUCCCUGGGACGCGCUCAAGUACCUCAUUGCUGGCGUGAACUACGGAGGCCACGUCACGGACGACUGGGACAGGCGCCUGCUCACCACCUACAUCAAUGACUAUUUCUGUGACCAGACGCUGUCAACCCCCUCCUACCGGUUGUCAGUACUGGAGACCUACUUUGUGCCCAAAGAUGGGGGUAUGGCCUCUUACAAGGAGUACAUCAGCAUGCUGCCCGGCAUGGACCCCCCUGAGGCCUUCGGCCAGCACCCCAAUGCUGACGUGGCCUCUCAGAUCACUGAAGCCCGGACUCUGUUUGAGACACUGCUUUCCCUGCAGCCCCAGAUCACACCCACCAGAGGAGGCGGCCAGAGCCGGGAAGAGAAGGUCCUGGAGUUGGCCAUGGAUGUGAAGCAGAAGAUUCCCGAGAUGAUCGACUACGAGGGAACCCGAAAACUGCUGGCUCUGGACCCUUCCCCACUCAAUGUGGUCCUUCUGCAAGAGAUUCAGAGAUACAACAAGCUGAUGGAGACCAUCCUGUUAUCACUGACGGACCUAGAGAAAGGCAUCCAGGGCCUCAUUGUCAUGUCUACGAGCCUGGAGGAGAUUUUCAACUGCAUUUUUGAUGCCCAUGUCCCUCCACUCUGGGGAAAGGCCUACCCCUCACAAAAACCACUGGCUGCAUGGACCCGAGACUUGGCCUCACGGGUGGAGCAGUUUGAGCUGUGGGCCAGCCGAGCGCGGCCGCCGGUCAUCUUCUGGCUGUCCGGCUUCACCUUUCCCACGGGCUUCCUCACCGCCGUGCUGCAGGCUUCUGCGCGGCAAAACAAUAUUUCAGUGGACAGCCUCUCCUGGGAGUUUAUCGUGUCCACCGUGGAUGACAGCAACCUGGUCUAUCCACCCAAGGAUGGUGUCUGGGUUCGAGGUCUGUACCUGGAGGGGGCUGGCUGGGAUCGGAAGAACUCCUGCUUGGUGGAGGCAGAUCCCAUGCAGCUUGUCUGCCUCAUGCCCACCAUCCAUUUCCGGCCUGCAGAGAGUCGAAAGAAGACCGCCAAGGGCAUGUACUCCUGCCCUUGCUACUAUUAUCCCAACCGAGCGGGCAGCUCAGACCGAACCUCCUUCGUCAUUGGCAUUGACCUGCGGUCUGGGGCCAUGGCAGCUGACCACUGGAUCAAGAGGGGGACUGCUUUACUCAUGAGCCUGGACAAUUGAAGCCCUCCUCUUCCACCUUGCUCUUGAGAGAGGGUGGAGACUCUAGGAGUCAUGGCUGAUAAUGCAACUUUGCCUGAGGCCCACAGCCUUGACCUUGGCUGAAUUUGGAAUAAUAGUGCCCUGGAGAAACCUUAUGCACUAGCCAAACAAGUGGAAAAGUUGUCCUGGGGUUUGAUUCAAUAAACACCCUUGACCACAA